Messenger RNA from Chara braunii, 1230 nucleotides. The record is from the annotation of a GenBank genome assembly. Lineage: Eukaryota; Viridiplantae; Streptophyta; Charophyceae; Charales; Characeae.
ACGGGUCAUGUGUUCAAUAUAGGAAUUCCCAGAAGCAAUGCUCUGCCAUCUGUCCCGUAAUGAUAAAAUUUCGACGGAGGCUCGAUUCCUGGAAGCGGCGUCGGAAGGUUUAGAAAAAACACCACGGUUUAGACGGGCGGAGGUAUGGACAGAUGUCGUCCUAAUAGCCACAGUUAUCGGGAAUUCUCUCCGAGAAUUCUCUAAGGAGGAUCGGAGGCGGGCCAAUGAGAGGGCACAAGACUAUAGGCGGAACGAAGGACGGUUAGAGAAAAGGAAAGCGGACGGGAGCAGAAUCUGGAUGGUAGUACCGCACCCAUUCGCAAGUUCCGCUCAUCAAACCGUUGCAGUGGCUAAUGUGGUGGGAUACUUAUACGACCCUUUCUCUUGUCUGGUCAACAUCGAGCUAGCGUGGGCCCGGGACAACGAGCACCGCGACGUGAGUGAAGACGUGGAGCUGCUCAUCAUUCAAGCCUGGAGAACGGUGGUAGAGGGAGAUCUGUUGGGAUUCGUCUUCGGAGCAGUGGAAUCGAGACGUCGACAACCGAUCGUGGGAGAGCUCCUAAUCCUCCUGACGCAGCUGUUGGACGAUCUGCCCACCGACAUCAUCUUGCACUGCGACGAGAAUCCGGCGCCGCACACUCUUUCGCGAAGUCUAACGCCAUACUUACAGUGGUCGGCCUAUCUGGAGGGUCAGUGGGAAAAUAGCGGUUACCUGUCACACACGAAGUUCCUAAAUCCCCGGGGGGUAAUCGACGUUAUCUUCUUUCAGGGCAGGACGGUGUCAGAGGAGGAAGAAGAGGAGAAAGAAGAGGAAGAAGAAGAGGAGACCUCCGAGGAGGAAGAGGAUUACAGUGAGCAUAGCGAGCAAGAAUCAGGGACGGUAAAUGAAGAAGAAGAAGAAGAAGAAGAAGAGGAAGAGAGGGUGAACAAGGAGGAAGGAGCGAUUCAGAGGGAGCAGCAGAGAGAGGACCCUGCGGUUGUCGAGCGGCGGAGGGCAGAAAUAGCGGAAGGAAAGCGGCCACUGGAACAGACGGUAGGAGCGGACCUGCCGAUCCCGGACGAUCGAACCAGGGAUCCCGGACUCUUUAUCCCGAUUAGCUUGCUUCCCUCCCCCAUGGCCGUCGCCACUUCCCCCACAUCCAUCGCACCAUCAGGUACCAAGAGCUUCCGGAGACGGUAGCAGGAAUGGCGAACUUUUUGCCACCACUCCCGACCGAUCCUCCCCCAUGC